AUGGGAGUUCCAGCAUUCUACAGAUGGUUAACAGAGAAAUAUCCAAUGAUAAUACAGGAUGUAAUCGAAGAAGAACCAGUUGAAAUCCAAGGAAUUUCAAUACCAGUUGAUACAAGUAAACCUAAUCCAAAUAAACUUGAAUACGAUAAUCUUUACCUUGAUAUGAAUGGUAUUAUUCAUCCUUGUUUCCAUCCUGAAGACCGGCCGGCUCCUACCACAUUCGACGAGGUGUUUCAAUGCAUGUUUGAUUAUAUCGAUAGGCUUUUUGUCAUGGUUCGCCCACGUAAGCUUAUAUACAUGGCUAUUGAUGGUGUGGCUCCAAGGGCAAAGAUGAAUCAGCAGCGGUCUAGACGUUUCAGAGCUGCUAGAGAUGCGCAGGAAGCAGCAGAAGAAGAAGAGCGCCUGCGAGUAGAGUUUGCGGAGGAGGGAAGAAAGCUUCCUCCUAAGGAAACUUCACAGGUCUGCGAUUCAAAUGUUAUCACUCCUGGAACCGAAUUUAUGCAUGUUUUGUCAGUUGCGCUGCAGUUCUACAUUCAUCUCAGACUAAACAAUGAUCCCGGGUGGAGAUCAGUUAAGGUUAUCCUUUCUGAUGCUAAUGUUCCUGGUGAAGGGGAACACAAAAUUAUGUCUUAUGUUCGUCUGCAAAGAAACCUUCCUGGCUUCGAUCCAAAUACCCGUCACUGCCUCUAUGGUUUGGAUGCAGAUUUGAUUAUGCUGGCAUUAGCUACACAUGAAGUUCAUUUCUGUAUUCUUAGAGAGAUUGUCGUCAAUGCACAACAAGACAAAUGCUUCAUAUGCGGUCAGGUGGGUCAUUUAGCUGCAAACUGUGAGGGAAAGGAUAAGAGAAAAUUUGAGGAGUUGGAUGAAAAGCAGGAAACUGCUGUAACAGCAAAGAAGCCAUACCAGUUCAUAAACAUCUGGACGCUUCGAGAGUACUUGGAUUACGAGAUGAGAAUUCCUAAUCCACCAUUUGAGAUUGAUCUUGAACGUCUUGUGGACGACUUCAUCUUUCUAUGUUUCUUUGUUGGAAAUGAUUUUUUGCCUCAUAUGCCCACACUGGAGAUUCGAGAGGGUGCCAUCAACUUACUGAUCGCUGUCUAUAAGAAGGAGUUCGGGGCAAUGAAGGGGUAUUUAACCAACUCUAGCAAGCCUGAUUUGAGCAAGGUUGAACACUUCAUUCAGGCAGUGGGGUCGUAUGAGGAUGUAAUUUUCACCAAAAGAGCUAGACUUCAUCAGCAGCAGGCGGCAAGAAUCAAGCGUGACAAAGCCCAGAAACAAAGGGGUGAUAAUGUGGAACCUACGGUGAAGCCUGAGUCCCUUGUCCAAGUUGCUCGGUUUCAGGGAUCUCGUCUUGCUUCUUCUCCGUUUCCUUCUCCAUAUGAACGAACAGGAAAGGUGGCAAGACACACUUAUUCAGGGGGAUCUGUCGGUGCAGCCAUUGUUGAGGCUGAAAAUAGCUUAGAGCUGGAGACACGUGACAACAAAGAGGAGCUGAAAGCGAAGCUUAAAGACUUAAUUCGUGAGAAGUCAGACCUUUUGAAUAGAGAUGACCAAGAAGAAGACAAGGUGAGAUUGGGUGAGGAUGGGUGGAAGGAAAGGUACUACAAGGAAAAGUUCUCAGUUGAAACCUUUGAUGAGAUUGAAGCAGUACGAAAAGAUGUUGUUCUAAAAUACGUACAAGGCUUGUGCUGGGUGAUGGAAUAUUAUUAUGAAGGUGUUUGCUCUUGGCAGUGGUUUUAUCCUUAUCAUUAUGCACCAUUUGCCUCCGAUCUCAAGGAUCUUGGUCAGCUGCAAAUAAGCUUUGAAUUAGGUUCACCAUUCAAACCAUUCGAUCAGCUGAUGGGUGUCUUUCCAGCUGCAAGUUCCCAUGCGCUACCUGAGCAUUAUAGGAAAUUGAUGGCUGACCCAACUUCACCGAUUAUUGAUUUUUAUCCGACUGAUUUUGAAGUUGACAUGAAUGGCAAUCGGUUUGCAUGGCAGGGUAUCGCUAAAUUACCAUUCAUUGAUGAAAGUCGUCUUCUUGCUGAGAUAAAAAAAGUGGAACAUACUUUGACAGAGGAGGAAGCAAAAAGAAACAGCUUCAUGGAAAAUAUGUUGUUCAUCUCGACAUCUAACUCGCUCUCUCCAUACAUAUUUUGCCUCGCUGAUCAGUUGUCUAACAAAAAAGGGGCUGAAGUGAAAGAAAAAAUUGACCCCAAGGCCAGUGGCGGGAUGAAUGGAUAUAUAUCUCUUUGUAAUGGAGAUCGUUGCCCACCGGUCUUUCAAUCGCCUGUUCCCGGAAUGGAGGAUAUUAUGAAUAAUCAAGUCAUCUGUGCUAUUUACAGACUUCCUGAUGUACAUACUCAUGUCGCUCGACCUUCAGCUGGUGUUAUCUUCCCAAAGAGGAUGGUCGAAGUAGAAGAUUUGAAGCCACCACCUACUUUAUGGCAUGAAGAUAAUGGAAGGAAACCAUGGGAAAAUGUCAGGCAAAACAACCACCACAGAAAUGGAAGGGGUUCUGGUCGACAUCUUGGGGAGGCAGCACAUAGAUUUGUCAAUAACAGUUUACAGUUUAAGACAGACCGUAAUGUGGAGCAGAUGCAUGGACACACAUCUUUCUCAAAUGGCAGGCAGCACAAUGAUAACCAUGGAGGUCCAUAUAAUCAUGCUUCUGCUCUUAAUAAUAAUAAUUAUCCUAACCGCCCUCAGAAUGAAGAAAACUGGAGAGCGUCUCAUACCAGAGACCAUUAUCCCGUGCAUGAUUAUCCACGACCUCCUCCUGGUGCAAUUGGUGUCCCACCCUUGUAUUAUCCUGGUAACGUGGUACAAACAUAUGUGGCAGAUGGACACCAUGUAAACCAAAGAGGAGCCGCAUAUGGUGGCUAUGGGAGCCAGCAGCACUCAAGUGCAGGUGCUGAUAACCAUUAUCACGAUAACAGACGGGGCAGAGAUAUCACUUUCAAGAAAGUUAUUGGUGUUUUCCCCAAGGUGUACAAAAGACUUUAUGUCACGUUAUUGUGGUGUUUCUACAUGGUUCGUAUAUACACAAUCACCGGUGUGGCUCUCGGAUUAGCACUCUGGUAUUUCCUCAUCAAAAUGAACAAAAACGAAGGGGAAGGGUUGAAACAAAUAUGCUUGAUAUUGAUUGCUUGUCUAUCAAUCCCUUUCUUUACCGGAUUAGUUUACAUGACUAGUGUUUGGAAUAUUGCAACGGUAGUUGCGAUACUAGAAGAAGAUUACGGCAAGAAAGCGUUGCUAAAGAGUAUGAAAUUGAUCAGAGGAAGAACAUUGCAAUCACCUCUACAAUCAAUCAAGGCUUCUACAUCAAAGAAGAAUACCAAAGUUAUAGUGAAAACUGCAGUUUUUGUACCUCCUAAAAAUGGUGUUGCAGUCAACUUGGAUUUCUUACUAACCAAGGCAACGGAGGGGAACAAUGAAGAAGAAAACAGACUUGGAAAGAGGCAAAGAGUUGAUGAUAAUAAGGCUGUUGAUCAAAACUCUGAAUCCACCAGUACCAUAAUGGCUCCAAAUGCAAAUUCCUCAGCAGCUCACAGGGUCACCACUGGAGAUAACCAAGCAGUAAAUGCAGAGAUAGAGAACCAGUGUACUUUGCGUACACAAUAUUUCAAGAAUCCCCACAGGUUGAAUUCUGUUUUCAUUGUUAUUUUUCUUGCAAAUAUGAAAAUCCUUUCUUGGAAUGUUCAAGGUUUUAAAACUGCUUCUACUAGGAACCAUUUAUGUGAUUUGAUCAGAGCUCAAACCCAGACAUUAUAUUCCUGUCUGAAACAAAAAUAA
Messenger RNA from Papaver somniferum (opium poppy), 3774 nucleotides. RefSeq names its product 5'-3' exoribonuclease 3-like. Gene Ontology annotation, biological process: nuclear-transcribed mRNA catabolic process. The transcript has 4 exons. The coding region runs from base 1 to 3774 and encodes 1257 amino acids. Lineage: Eukaryota; Viridiplantae; Streptophyta; Magnoliopsida; Ranunculales; Papaveraceae. The record is from RefSeq and is a predicted model, not a curated record. Gene Ontology annotation, cellular component: nucleus. Gene Ontology annotation, molecular function: zinc ion binding; RNA binding; 5'-3' RNA exonuclease activity.